AUGACAGAUACUUGGGUUAUCGUGGGCGCCUCUCGAGGCAUUGGCCUCGAGUUCGUGCGUCAACUACUACAGAAUGGCCAGCACGUCAUCGCAGGAGUGAGGAGCUUGUCGAAGGCCGAUCAGCUUCAUGAGUUGAAAUCCAGUUGCACAGUGCCAGAGCGCUGUAUAAUUGAAGAGUGCGAUAUUACCAGUGAUGAUAGCAUUCAGAAAUUCUCCAACAAAGUUGGGGAAGCUGUCACAAGUGGACUAAGAGUCAAGAAUAUUGUACUCAACGCUGGCAUCCUCCACUAUCCCAAUCGAGCAACUGAAAUCUCCUUCUCCGAUUUUGCUCUCCAUUUGCACACCAACACUAUCGGACCUAUUAUCUGUGCACGGAAACUAGUGAAUCUUCACCCUGAAUCGCCACCUUGCAAGGUCGUAUUUAUCUCCUCAGACUCUGGCUCAACUACCGUCUUCCGUGACGAUGAAGAUGGAUUCGGGGCAUAUAGUGCCAGCAAGGCCGCACUUAACCAAAUGCUUAGGCAUAUGGCGGCCGAGUUAACGCGAAGAGGCGGCAAGUGGAAGGAUACGUGCGUGCUAGCUAUGCACCCAGGUGAAGUGCAAACCGACAUGGCCAACAUCGAUCUCGGUUGGGAGGUGAAAGGGUCCAUACAGGCAGAUGAAAGUGUUGCAGGAAUGCUCAAGGUUAUCGAGCAGAAGGAUGAAACUGGCAGUUUCUGGUGCUGGGAUGGAAGACGACACCCUUGGUGA
This is a messenger RNA of Penicillium daleae, 750 nucleotides long. RefSeq names its product SDR family oxidoreductase. Gene Ontology annotation, molecular function: oxidoreductase activity, acting on the CH-OH group of donors, NAD or NADP as acceptor. Lineage: Eukaryota; Fungi; Ascomycota; Eurotiomycetes; Eurotiales; Aspergillaceae. The record is from RefSeq and is a predicted model, not a curated record. The transcript has 5 exons. Bases 1 to 750 code for a protein of 249 amino acids.